AUGAAUAUCAUGAAGAAGGCACGCCCACUACUUUCUGAUCAACUCAAACAAGCUAUCCAAGAAGCUAGAAGCCAGUCUAAUUCAACCCAAACCGAUUCAACCCAAGCCUCCACUCGCCACCGCCGUCGCACAAAAGACCAGGAAGCUAAAGAACUCCAACAGAAGGUUGACGAAGGCUGGAAGGAGAUGCUAAAGCGAUGGAACCGAGUCGUCUUUGCCCUAACAAUUGAUGACUUCAAUACACAAUGGGCAGUAUUCAAAGAGAGAUAUGCCGAUCCAAUUUUCAGUCCUCUUCUCGACUACAUACAGGCUGAAUGGAUUGAUGAUUACCCCGAGAAGUUUCUUCAUUUCCACACAAAGCAAUACCUUCAUCUCAAUGAAAUCGCUACUUCUCGUACAGAGGGAGGACACUGGCUCCUAAAGCAGGAUCUUCUAGUGUCCACAAAUGACUUGCUAGUAGUUCUCCAGACCUUUGAGCGCGUUGUCGAACUACAAUUCAGUCGAAUUACGAACAAGAUCGAGGACGAGAAGAUCAAAAUGCUUACACAUUUGUUUCUGCACCGCCAAUUAAUCCUCUCCUUCUUAUUCAAGAUCCUCUCCAAGUUCGACGACGGGGACGUCCACGGGGAGCGAGAAACUUAA
Molecule: messenger RNA, 642 nt
Organism: Penicillium samsonianum
Lineage: Eukaryota; Fungi; Ascomycota; Eurotiomycetes; Eurotiales; Aspergillaceae
Exons: 2
Coding region: 1-642 (213 amino acids)
Source: RefSeq, a predicted model, not a curated record